AUGAUAUUUAGGCACCAAACAAUCCCUGAACCGGCAGAAUCGUUAAUAUUUGAUGCACAUAAGCUAAAAUUAAACACACAUUUUACCUUAGUAACCAGAAGCUCACAAGCUCAAAGAAUCUUACUCAAUUUAGACUUAGUAGAUUAUAUAGUGAGUUUAUUCAAGGAGAAUGAACCAGUUAGUUACAAAAUACAUGAACCAAAAGUAUUAAAAAAAUUCCAACUAUACUGUCUGUCGAAGUUAUCUGCGGAGACGCUUUCGGAGCUCCAAAACGGCUCGAGAAAUCAUGAAAGGCUGGCCGACUCGAUCAUGGAGCAGCUGGAAGUCAGCGCAAAAUACCGGCACUUGGUCCUGGACGCUGUUGCCCAAAUGUGUAAAUUCUAUUCAGACCUAAAACUAUAUGAAGAAAAGUGUAACAUACCCCUAUCAGAGAAUAUACUACAACACCAAAAGCUUUUCCUGAGCACCUGGAGCAGCUUGACUGAAAAGAGGCCGCCUGAGUCUCUCAGAGCCUGCAGGCACGACGACGAGGACACUUGGGGCUACCUGGGCUUCCAGACGCCCCUGAGCGACUUCAGAAGGACGGGCCUUUUGGGGCUAAUGAGUCUCGAGCACAUGGUCGCCAGCUACCCGGAGUUGUCGAGGAGGACGUUGGCAACCUCAAGUGAAAGCGAGACUUGGCUCCCGUUCGCCCUCGUGAGCAUAAACGUGACGUCCUGGGUGAUGGACUUCUACAACGAGAAUGAGCUGAACGCGUUCAGCUACAACAACGACUACGACCCACUGGAGACGUUCUACUUGCUCCACGCGAGCUUCUUCUUCAAUUUCAUAAACUUCUACAUGGCCAAGGGCCCGGUGUCAGUGCUAGAGUUUAACAGGGUUGCCGCCGAGUACAAAGGCGAAUUAUUAAACAAAUUGAAGCAACUAUACGAAAUUAAGGAUAAAGUAGACUCGGCGUAUGGAACUAACCUGGUGAAUUAUUUACAAAGCGAGCUCGAAACGUUUAAUCUCUCCACAAAUUACUAUACACACUACGAGAUAAAAAUAAACAUGGGCCGAUGGAAGACAUGGAGUAAAAUGUAUACUGGCUAA
Molecule: messenger RNA, 1092 nt
Organism: Theileria orientalis strain Shintoku
Lineage: Eukaryota; Apicomplexa; Aconoidasida; Piroplasmida; Theileriidae
Exons: 7
Coding region: 1-1092 (363 amino acids)
Source: RefSeq, a predicted model, not a curated record